Molecule: messenger RNA, 2488 nt
Organism: Prunus avium (sweet cherry)
Lineage: Eukaryota; Viridiplantae; Streptophyta; Magnoliopsida; Rosales; Rosaceae
Product: putative methyltransferase PMT2
Cellular component (GO): endosome; trans-Golgi network; cytoplasm
Molecular function (GO): methyltransferase activity
Source: RefSeq, a predicted model, not a curated record
AUGCGAUCUUAAAGUCUUUUAAUUAACUAACUAGAAUUGAAACACUGUGUGUGCGCAAAACACAGGAACAAUCGACUCCGUAUUCCUCGGACUCAUCGUACUUGUGUUCUGUUUGCAGUGUUAGCCUUGUCGCCUGAGAAAAUAAACGAACAGAGAAAAGCCGGCCACAACCCACAAUUUCUGAAAUCUCGUUCCUUUCACCGUUUUAGCAACUACCCACGAUUUCUGGCACAUUUUGGUGCAUAAAGUUGUCUUCUUCCUCUCGAUGUCUCUGGCUCUGUCUUGUGUUAUGGAUUGUAGAAGGUGAAGAUGCAUUUGAUUUGAUUGGACCCCACAAAGAUUGUCACUUCCGCUCCCUGAGAUCCGGUACAUCAUGGCGACAAAAGGGAACUCAGGAGACAACAGAAGUCGAAGCUCCAUGUCUGUUUUCAUUGUUGCUGGUCUGUGUUGUUUCUUUUACAUAUUGGGUGCAUGGCAGCGAAGUGGAUUUGGAAAAGGAGAUAGCAUAGCUUUAGAGAUUACCAAACAGACAGACUGUAGUAUUCUUUCCAAUCUGAAUUAUGAGACCCAUCAUGUUGGGAUUGAUGAUUCUGAAGGAGUUGUCAAUGAGUUCAAACCAUGCAGCGAUCACUAUAUUGAUUACACUCCCUGUCAAGAUCAAAUGCGAGCAAUGACUUUCCCCCGAGAAAAUAUGAAUUACAGGGAACGACACUGUCCGCCUGACGAAGAGAAGCUGCAUUGCCUUAUUCCAGCACCCAAAGGAUAUGUGACCCCGUUUCGAUGGCCCCAAAGCCGCGACUACGUACCGUAUGCCAAUGCUCCUUAUAAGAGCCUGACAGUUGAGAAGGCUGUUCAGAAUUGGAUUCAAUAUGAGGGCAAUGUGUUUAGGUUCCCAGGUGGUGGAACACAGUUUCCUCGUGGAGCAGAUGCGUAUAUCAAUGAACUUGCAGCUGUGAUCCCAAUGGACAGUGGGAUGGUUAGAACUGCAUUGGAUACUGGAUGUGGGGUUGCCAGCUGGGGUGCCUACCUGUUUAAAAAGAAUGUUAUAGCAAUGUCAUUCGCACCAAGAGACUCUCACGAAGCACAAGUUCAAUUUGCUCUGGAAAGAGGUGUUCCAGCAGUUAUUGGCGUUCUUGGAACUAUAAAGCUGCCUUAUCCAUCUAGGGCCUUUGACAUGGCUCACUGUUCUCGUUGCCUGAUUCCAUGGGGUGCAAAUGAUGGAAUGUACAUGAUGGAAGUUGAUCGAGUUCUUAGACCUGGUGGUUACUGGGUGCUUUCUGGUCCUCCUAUUAACUGGAGGAAUAAUUAUGUAGCAUGGCAGCGUCCUAAAGAAGAACUUGAGGAAGAACAGAGGAAGAUUGAAGAGAUGGCGAAACUUCUUAACUGGGAAAAGAAGCAUGAGAAGGGUGAAAUUGCCAUCUGGAGGAAACAAACAAGUUUUGACUAUCAUCGUGACCGAGAUCCUCAACCUACUAUGUGUGAAUCCACGAACGCAGAUGAUGUUUGGUACAAGAAGAUGGAGUUGUGCAUAACUCCUUAUCCCGGGACUUCUGAUCCCAAUGAGGAUGCUGGUGGGGCAUGGAAGCCAUUUCCAGAGAGGCUCAAUGCUUUACCUUUCAGAAUAUCUAGUGGAUCCAUCCCUGGAGUUUCUCCUGAGACAUACCAGGAGGACAAUAGGUCAUGGAAGAAACAUGUGAAUGCUUAUAAGAGGACCAACAAAUUACUGGAUACAGGAAGGUAUCGCAACAUUAUGGAUAUGAAUGCCGGUCUGGGAUGUUUUGCUGCUGCUCUUGACUCUCCCAAAUUGUGGGUUAUGAAUGUUAUGCCUACUAUAGCUGAGAAAGACACUUUGGGAGUUAUAUUCGAACGUGGACUGAUAGGCAUUUAUCAUGAUUGGUGUGAAGCCUUCUCCACAUAUCCAAGGACAUAUGACCUUAUUCAUGCAAAUGGUGUUUUCAGCUUGUACAAGGAUAAGUGUGAUGCUGAAGACAUUCUUUUGGAGAUGGAUCGGAUUCUACGGCCUGAAGGAGCAGUGAUUUUCCGUGAUCACAUGGAUGUGCUAGUCAAGGUGAGCAAAAUUGUGAGAGGAAUGAGAUGGAAUACGAAAAUGGUGGAUCAUGAAGAUGGCCCUCUUGUUCCCGAAAAGGUACUGUUUGCUGUUAAACGGUACUGGGUUGCAGGUGAAGACAAUUCUACAUCCUCAGAGUGAUUAAGAAACAAAAGGGACAAUUCCACAUAUUCUGGCCCUCCAGCUCCAAGCAAGGUGUGAGCCAAAGAACGUGUCUUCUACAGCAUUUUUGUUGAUUGCCUUGUUCUUCCCCUCUCUUCGUUUAAUUAAUUGUCUUUUUAAUUAUUUUCUUGGCCCUUAAAAUCACAGUUCUACAGCAUUUUCUUCUAAGUCAAUGUUAGUUUUUGUUCUCUUUUUUAAUAUUUACUUGUAGAUUGACCCAUGCAACACUCGUGGAUUAAAAUUAAUUAUUUAAUUUGA